Messenger RNA from Toxotes jaculatrix (banded archerfish), 4478 nucleotides. It is a transcript of the gene cab39l1, whose product is annotated as calcium binding protein 39, like 1. The transcript is spliced from 9 exons. The coding region runs from base 346 to 1377 and encodes 343 amino acids. The record is from RefSeq and is a predicted model, not a curated record. Gene Ontology annotation, molecular function: protein serine/threonine kinase activator activity. Gene Ontology annotation, biological process: intracellular signal transduction. Lineage: Eukaryota; Metazoa; Chordata; Actinopteri; Toxotidae.
CAGGGAAAUCAAGUUGUCAGACAGGCCAGCCCAGCGACUCUCUCUUCACAACUAGGCAGCUAGCAAGUUAGGUGACAGUCGGUCACGAGUAGAGAGAUUUUCAUGAAAUAUCACAGCUAUGAAGGUCGUCCGUUUGAGCAACUUGUAGCCACAACUAGUACACGUUAGAUAGCUACAGCUAUAGACUUCAGAUAACGUUACACACAUUUCAAAGUAACGUUACGGUGGAAAGAGAAAGUGGAGACAACUUGCUAGCCUGCUAGCUAACCUUUAGCCACCGAGCCUCCUUCAGCUUCACAACUAGAGUUCACUCGAGAUUUGGGCUUGGAUCACCUGUCUUCAGUCAUGCCUUUUCCUUUUGGAAAGUCUCAGAAGAGCCCAGCUGAAAUAGUGAGGAGUUUAAAGGAGAAUGUGGCAUACAUGGAAAAGCUGGAUGCUGGGGACAGCAAAAAGUGUGAAAAGGUUGCAGAGGAGGUGUCCAAAAAUCUGGCUUCGCUGAAGGAGGUACUUUGUGGAACAGGUGACAAGGAGCCUCAGACUGAAGCAGUGGCUCAGCUUGCACAAGAGCUGUACAACACCAACCUCCUCAUUGCACUCAUUGCAAACCUGCAGAGGAUUGAUUUUGAGGGGAAGAAGGAUGUGGUUCAUUUGUUCAGCAAUAUUGUGAGACGUCAAAUUGGCACUCGCACACCCACGGUAGAGUACAUCUCUACACACCCGCAGAUCCUGUUCAUGCUUCUGAAAGGAUACGAGAGUGCAGAAGUGGCUCUGAACUGUGGAAUGAUGUUGAGGGAGUGUCUGCGUCACGAGCCUUUGGCACGGACGGUGCUCUUCUCUGAAGAGUUCUUCUGCUUCUUCCGUUACGUGGAACUCUCGACCUUUGACAUCGCCUCAGACGCUUUCGCCUCAUUCAAGGAUCUCCUCACAAGACACAAGAUUAUGUGUGCGGAUUUCCUGGAGAACAAUUAUGACAGGGUGUUUACAGAGUACGAGAAGCUCCUACAUUCUGACAACUAUGUCACCAAACGACAGUCUUUGAAGCUCCUCGGGGAACUUCUCCUGGAUAGACACAACUUCACUGUCAUGACAAAGUACAUCAGUCGGGCAGAAAACUUGAAGCUGAUGAUGAACUUGCUAAGAGACAACAGCCGAAACAUCCAGUUUGAAGCUUUCCAUGUCUUCAAGGUAUUUGUUGCAAACCCCAACAAGACUCAGCCCGUGCUGGACAUACUGCUGAAGAACCAGACCAAGCUCGUGGAGUUCCUGAGCCACUUCCAGACAGACAGGUCUGAGGACGAGCAGUUCUGUGAUGAGAAGAACUAUCUGAUUAAGCAGAUCCGGGACCUGAAGAGGCCCACGGCACCGGAGGAAGCUUAAAAACCACAGGAACGACGGCUCUGUCAGGUGGUAGAUUUUAGAGGUAGUGGUUGGAUUUGCAGAGGGCUGAGUGAGAGUCUAAAUGCUUCAUUAAGAUUUAACAUUAACUACGAAAUAUAGGAAAAGAGUAACUCUUACUUUCUUCACUUUCUGUUCAUAGUGUGAAUAUGGAGGUGAUUUCCAUCCAGCAACCUGAGUGGGCCAAGAACUGUUAUUUAAAGCAUAGCGUUUCCUCUUUAGUGAUGAUGGAAAGCAUUUACUCCAUUCUUGUUAUGUUGGACCUUAAACUGUUACCCUUCCACAUGCAUUGUCGCUGGCAGAGACCUUAGAUUGACAGAAACUUCACCCCAUUCACAGGCAACUUGAGCUCUGAGGCGUUCUUGAUAGUUCUUGGUAGUCUUUUUUUUUUCUUUUCAAAAACAUGUCUAUAUUUUAGAGAUUGAAAAGCUGAGGAGAAGUAAAUAUAUGAUUUUUUUCUAAUGUAUCUUCAUGGUAAACAAUAACUCUUCUCUCUGGACAUUGCUUAGCCCAACUCAGUGCAUAGGUGUGGUUCAUUGCCUUAUUGUAAGCUGUUGUGUUGUACAGGGACUUAAAUGAUCAUUUGAAAUAUGGCUUUGGCUGAGAGUGACAUGUGGAUCAUAUUGGCCGGGUCAGCACACAGUAUUUUUAUUUUUAUUUUUUGGUGAUUAUCGUGUAGUUCUUGGGCCUUUGAUCGCGCGUGUGAGGUUACGGAGGUCUGAAAUGAUCCUGCACUGCUGUACUUGCCAAUGCAUUAGCCGACACAGGAAGAGAAAAUCAAAACCAUAGAGAGGAAUCAAUUUAUUGUGCUGUGAUUUUUUUUUUUUUUUCUUUUAGGCUGUGUUCACCGAGGCUUACAUGACUGAAAUAGAAACACAGCAUCAGAUAAUGCUGCAGGGUAGCAGCCGUCCGUUCACUGCUAACAUGGACAGCCAGGAUGUACAGAUUGAUCUCACUUGGAGCACUCCACUUCAUCCUCACAUACUGAGCACAGAUAGCAAUAAUUCAUUUGAAACAAUGCUUUAACAAAUCUUUCAUUCAUGUGAUUUUAUACUACUCCAGGUCUGUCGUCUCAGGCAUUUUUCCAUUACAGUAUAAGCACUGCAUAAUACCAGAAAUAAUAUUGCAGUUUACACGGAGGCGUUGCAUGAGGAUGCAUCAUAAGUAUGUUGCAGUGUGAAUCUGUUAUGUUCAUAUCAGAGCCUGACAUGUUAUUUAAAAUUAGUCCACAUGCUGAUAAGACUUUAUACUACCUUCAUUGCUUUUCCAUGAAUAUUAUUUACUGGUUUUCUUUGACAUUUCUUAUUGAACAUCUGCUACACAGGACUCGAGGGAAUGGACAGUUUUAUUUGACUGGAAUAUUUGUGCUAAAACUAACGAAAAUCAGCUCAUAACAUCUUCUAUCAUACAGUUACUUACUUUAACACCAAAGAGUACAGAAACAAAAGAGGGUGGCAGAUUGUGAAACACAUACACAAGAUUUUAAAUGUCAUGUCCUUUGCUGAUAUGAUUAUAAUAAUACAUUUUAUUUGAAUACACUGUAACAUAACUGUGAUGCAUCAGAAAGCACUUUCCUGUCAAAAUAACCACAUACACUGUUAAACCAAGAAUGAGUUUGUUUUGGAUGACGAGCACUGAAUUCAAUUGAGUUCCUCACAAACAUCACUGAUUAGUUACACUUCUUAAAAAGGCUUCUGUUGAUAUAAUUGCCUUACUUCUGCCAUUGUCACUCAAAUGGCAUAUUAGGGAUUUCGAGAUGUGUUGCCUGUGCGCACAGUCUUUUAGUAUAUACCUCAUGGGAUUUGAAUUUGCAAAUGCUGUGUUCUCUUUUCUUUCCUUCCUAGAUGAGAUAUUUUGUUUGACAUUUUAAAAUACACAACAGUGGUUUGUAUGCAUGCCUAAACUUGAUAUAUAUAUAUAUAUGUUCAGACUUGAACAGGGACUGCAGCCUGGUUUUCACAAUGGAAAACUAGAUUUUUUUAAACUUAAAUAUUUCAUUGGGCGGCGCCACACAAAUGUUAAUUCAUACUGAAUUGCAGUGUGGUACCUUGUAAUGAAUGUUGCCUUAUUUAAAGACAUUUAAUGGAUUGUAAUGAGCAUGUAAAAUUCCAGACCUCUGAAUUUGUUUUUAAACCAAAGUCAAUAUAAAAAGGGUAAAAGUGUACUUAUCAAGUCCCAAAUGCAUUAAGAGUUCGUUUCUCAGAUCCACAACUAGUGCAGUGUAGGUUUAUCACGAACUGUGUUACACUCCAAAUGUGAUGCUGUGAGUGUGGAUACAGUUUUCAUAGAAAUCAGUAGGACUUCACACAGAAAGGUUUUCCUGCUGUGAUUAACUGGGCUUCUACAAAAAAAAAGUCUCUCAUCAGUUCAGUCUCAAAGUCAGUAUCAGGCCUUUCAAGAUCCAUAAAACUAAUUUGAGAAAUCUGCUGUGAAUGUGGUGCAUUAUGCAUAAAUACAGAGACUGAAGUCCUGCACACAGUGCACCAUCAUGUCACCAGUUUAUGAAAGAAAGUUUGUCUGAAGGUGUGUUUGAGUUUCUUAAAAUAUCCUGAUGGUGAUUGGCUUUGCUGACAGACUAAACUUACUGGACAGGCUGUAAUAAUAUCCAAGAUUAUCAGAGUGUUGUUUAAGAAAGUAACUUCAGUUUUUAAACAGAGAUACCCUCAAAUAUUUUCAGAUGCUCUUUCUUGAAAUUUGAGUUGAGUCAUGACGUGCACUGUGUGAAGGACGUGCUGCACACAGACGUCCCACCAGAGGGAGCUGUUGGCAAGAAUCGGCACCUUCAUGUUUCUAUAACCCUACCUCUAAUUAUGAGUAUAUAAAAUCACUGGCAAUAUUAAAUAGACAUCAACUCAGAUUCCUUAAGAUCAAUAUAUAUUUCAUGAUUUAGAGUUCUGUUUAAAUAUUUGUUGUGCUUGACUUUUUUUUUUUUUUAUUCUAAUGCCUUGUGUUUUUUUCCCACUGUCUUUUUCCACACUCUGAAUAUUCUCUUUAUUUACCAUGGGAGCGAAUUAUGUGUACAUAACUUUAUAAAGGAAGAAAUUGUGAAAGCAUUCAUGAAAAUAAAACUUUAUGGCAACUUC